Messenger RNA from Aspergillus ibericus CBS 121593, 2777 nucleotides. RefSeq names its product RINT-1 family protein. The record is from RefSeq and is a predicted model, not a curated record. Lineage: Eukaryota; Fungi; Ascomycota; Eurotiomycetes; Eurotiales; Aspergillaceae. Gene Ontology annotation, biological process: regulation of ER to Golgi vesicle-mediated transport; retrograde vesicle-mediated transport, Golgi to endoplasmic reticulum; endoplasmic reticulum to Golgi vesicle-mediated transport. Gene Ontology annotation, cellular component: Dsl1/NZR complex. The coding region runs from base 119 to 2572 and encodes 817 amino acids. The transcript is spliced from 5 exons.
GGCGGGAGUGACGUUGCUGCAGUGGAGGCGGAAUGCGGAAGACAAGUGAAUCGCCCGAGGCGGAGUUCGCGACACCUCGCCCGUCUCGCCGUGCUUCUUCCCCGCCAGCCCAACCACAAUGGCGACCCCGGCAUCUGCCCUGUCGUCGCACGAGAGGACCCGGGUCGAGGAUUAUCUUAAUGACAAACUGCAGGUUUCGGCCGACUUGGACAGUCUCGACUCGUUGCUGUCGAGUCUCCGGGCCCAGCAUGAGCUGCAACGCAAGCAGUUAGCAGAAGCACAAGAAGCGCUAUCCAGUGCUACGAAAGCCUCCAACGACCACACCGAUGCCACCCGAAAGCGAGCCGAAGCAUUCGGCGAGCAGCAAGCGGAUAUUGACCGGCGUCUGAAAGCUCUCACGGGGUCGGAUUCCAGCGAUGAAGCGGCGAAACGGUUCGAAGCCAGUAUCGAAAAGCUGCGGAGGCUUGAAAUUUCCAGGAGUUACAUGACCUUGCUGAAGGAGGCGGAAGGGUUGAGCAAGGAGGCCUUGGACAACAUCAAAGAUCAGCCCCGAAUCGCAAUUCAAUCAUAUACCCGUCUGCGCAAGGUUGCCCGAUCCCUCACAGAAGCUCAGCCGGCAGCAGAAGGAGCGGCCCCUCACUUGGUCGACUACGUGGGAAAGCUGGCCUCGGCCCUUAGAGAGCACAUGAAGACAGACUUCACCCGACGACUGCAGGAAACGAUGGAGAAAAUGAAGUGGCCAUCGAAGGAUCUACACUUUCCGGACGAUUUACAGGCGCAGUGGAAGGAGAAUGUGGCAUUGCUUCUGGACCUGCAGAAACCAGAGCUUCAAGGUCAUGCCUCUGGAGUUGAGCCUCCGGUCCUGCUGCCAUUGGAAGUAAUGGUGCAUCCUCUCGAGCUUCGUUUCAAGUACCAUUUCAGCGGAGACAAGCCGACAAAUAGGCUGGACAAGCCCGAAUAUUUCCUGGCCCAUGUGAUGGAUCUGAUCAACAACUUCGGCGGAUUCUUCGCCUCGUCCCUGCAACCCAUCUUCGACCAAGAGGCGCAGAACGUCGGCACGGACCUGGAAUGGAAUUUCUACAAUGCCUCCCAUGCUUACAUCACGGCGCUUCUGCCCGUGCUGAAACACAAGAUCACCACGUUUCUGCCUCAAAUUUCAACCCAUCCGCAGCUGCUCAGUCACUUCAUGCACGAAUUGAUGAACUUCGACAGCGAAGUCCGCGAGUCGUGGAACUACCUCCCCGACCCAUAUUCCAACGAGGACUGGAGGGGAAUGACUUGGGAUGUCCUGACCAAACAAGGCUGGUUUGAUCGCUGGCUCCAGGUCGAGAAGGAUUUCGCCCUGGCCCGCUAUAAAGAGAUUAUAGACACCCCGGAUAGUGGCCACAUCGACUAUGAUGGCGUCGAUCUCUCUUCAACCAAGCCUACCAAGGCUGCAAUCCGGGUGAAUGAUCUGCUCGAAACCAUCACGGAGCGCUACCAGCCACUGUCAUCCUUCAGCCAGAAGCUGCGCUUCCUCAUCGACAUCCAGAUCACCAUCUUCGACCAGUUCCACGAACGCCUGCACUCCGCACUCGAGGCCUACCUCGCCAUGACCUCGACUAUCGGACGCACCGUGCAAGGCGCAGAUGCAUCCAGCAUCGAAGGCGUCGCCGGCUUGGAACGACUCUCCCGUGUCUUCGGCAGCGCAGAGUACCUCGAGAAGAAGAUGGAGGACUGGAGCAACGAAGUUUUCUUCGUGGAACUCUGGACCGAGCUCCAAGAACGCGUCCGAGAGAACAAGGAUGGCGGCAAGAACGUGGCAGGCACCAUGUCCGUCGCCGACGUCGCAUCCCGCACCUCCCAGGCCGUCAACCCCAGCAACAGCCCAGGCACCGCAUCCGAGGGCGCCCUCUUCGACGAAACCGCCUCCGCCUAUCGUCGUCUCCGACUCCGCUCCGAAUCCAUCAUCACCUCAACCCUCACCUCCAACGUGCGCUCCGCCUUGAAACCCUUCUCCCGCGUGUCCACCUGGGCCACGAUCUCCGCAACGACCCCCGUCGCCCCCCUCCCCCCAACCUCCGAUCUCUCCCCCGCCAUGCGUACGCUCUCCGCCGAAAUCUCCUUCCUUUCUAAUGCACUGGGCAUCUCCCCCUUGCGCCGCAUCAUCCGUCAAGUCCUCCUCGCCAUCCAGACCUACCUCUGGGGCAACAUCCUAACCCGGAACACCUUCUCCGCAGCCGGAGCAUCCCAAUUCAUCAGCGACGUCGAACACCUCUGCAACGUGGUCGAUACCGCCCUCGGAGCAGCCGGUCAAACCGGCGGUUCCAUGCGAGUCAUGAGAAAGCUGUCCGAGGGUCUCAUCCUCCUCGGAUUAGACACCACCACCACAACUGAAACUGAAGCCGACGCCGAAGCCGAAGAUAAGACAGCGGAAGAGGGAGAGUCACGUCCAGGCCUAUGGGAAGUCGAAAAACGACUGUUCAAAGACAACGAGAGCGCUCGCGUGGUGCUCGCUGAGCUGGGGAUCGAGACCUUGACGGAGGCGGAAGCAAGGAGUGUGCUUGAAAGACGAGCUGAGAUUGGUAACUAGGCAGCUUAGUUCGGUUAGUUGUCUCCGGUGUCAUUACCCCUAGUAUCUUAACGGGAACACAUACCGACGGUGGCGAUGGUGCGACGUAUAUACGGAGGGAGGGAGAGGGAUGAUUAUUAAUUCCUGGUAGCAAGCAGCAUGAGAUAUCCAUUGAUUCUGAUUCUAGCCCAACAAUACUAGUAUUUCUUUUGGCCUCGCUCGGCUU